This is a messenger RNA of Hyaloscypha bicolor E, 2526 nucleotides long. Its product is annotated as FabD/lysophospholipase-like protein. Gene Ontology annotation, cellular component: membrane. Lineage: Eukaryota; Fungi; Ascomycota; Leotiomycetes; Helotiales; Hyaloscyphaceae. The record is from RefSeq and is a predicted model, not a curated record. The transcript has 8 exons. Bases 155 to 2275 code for a protein of 706 amino acids. Gene Ontology annotation, biological process: arachidonate metabolic process.
CAGCAUCCCUGGUCUCCGGCAGCUGCGAACGCUUAGCCAUGGGAGCAUUUAUAAGACAAAUCAGCUUUACGAUGCCUUGAAAAGGUCUCUUGGGUACAAAUCCCUAUUUGGUGGACGACGAGAAGACGAUACAUUAUAUACGCCUAAGGUAGCUAUGACAUCCACUAAUGAAGAAGGGCGAAAAGCAGUCAUCAUCGCAAAUUACAACCGAAGCAGCAGCGUAGGAUCCGGAAAGCGAAGAAGAUCGAAGAAGCUAUACGAGUUCCAAAGACCGGAUGACCCCUCCUCAGAACUGAAGUAUUGGGAGGCAGCAGCCGCUACAGCUGCAGCCCCACCAUACUUCAAGACAUUCUAUCACCCGGCAACACGACGUUCAUAUUUUGAUGGGGCAUUCUACAACAACAAUCCAGCAAGAAUUGCCCAACAAGAACGCAAGGUUCUCUGGCCAGAUGUCGCAGACCAUGCCCCCGACAUUUUUCUCUCCAUCGGCACAAGCAAAGAUGCCCGGCAGCUGGACAAGGACAUUCGAGACUUAGAGGAUGAAUUGGAAAACUCGGAACCCAGCAGCCGAGGACCAAAAAUUCUAUUUCCAAGAUGGUAUCAAUUGUUCAAUGCAGCGAAUGGCAGAUUGGACAAUAUACUUGAUGCCGAGGUAUCAUGGAGGGAUUUCCUCAGCAGUAAUACUACUAGCACUACAGAAGAUCGUUACAUCAGAAUCAAUCCCAACAUUGGCUCCAAACCCCCCGAGCUUGAUGCGAUCAGCCAGAUGGAAUCACUGCGAGAUGAUACAAGAAGAGCACUUAGAAGGGAAAGGUUAACUAUACAGGAUGUUGGCCGAUCAUUGAUCUCUAGCAGCUUUUAUUUUGACAUGACAAAUCCCCCCAGCCCAGAAGGAGCAACUCGUUUCAAGUGCACAGGUCGAAUUCUCUGUCGACUCGGGGGCUAUCUACGUGCAUUUGGCGACUACUUCUUGCUUCAGCAGAGACCAGGGUUUCAACCCUAUUUUGAGAUAUCCGAGGACACGUAUCAUGCUCCCAAGCAACAGUUAGAUCUUAGUUCUGAGAUCAUCAAACGGAUGAAAGAACAAGGCGCGUUUGACAUGAGCACCUUUGACAUCAUGCUGUCCUCUCGUACCGCCCGCGUGAAUAUUGUUUUAUUUCUUAUACCGACUGGGUCCGGCCCGGGGGAACCAUUGCCAUAUCCCCUCAGUGGGUUUCCGAGGACGCUCGUAUCAGAGGCGUCAUCUGGAAGAGUUCCCAAAACUUCGUCAAGUAGUGGUGUGCGCACACAUAAAACACAACAUACGCUAAGAAGAGAGCGCAGAAUGCGAGCGUCAACUGAUUGCGACCCUCAGACAUUUGGUCAAGGUCUACGACCACAGGCAUCCAGGAGCUUCUCCGAUCCCGAGCGAAGUAGAAGUGCCCUUGGCGGUGAAUGGAGACGAGUGAUUGGAGCAGAACUCGAUGCACCCCUUGGACCGUACCGCCAGGCUCCACCAUCAAGCCUUAGCAACAGCGAUAUAUUACCUUCGAGACGAGUAAUUGGAGCAGAACUCGAUGUACCCCUUGGAGCGUACCCCCAGGCUCCAUCACCAGGCUUUAAUAACAGCGAUAUAUUAGCUGACAGCAUGGCGGGGUCGUUGAAAACGCAGUAUCAGGCUAGACAGACAUCACCACCGACUAUCAGGUUCGAACUACCUACUCGACCAGAAUCGAGCAAAAGGCAACAAGAACGUGAACCGAUGGCCGAAGCCAAACGCCAUAGCUCCCCUGUGCCUGGAUCUACAGCACAUGGCGGGGGACCUUCACGAAAUGAUGGCAGACGUGGUACCUCUGACCGCAUUGAGCUAGAUGCCGAAAGUCCGCGUCAAAUCGAAGUCCCAAGAGAAAGUCGACGAACCUCCUUACAGCCGCCAAGACAAACGCCGUCCAAUCGAUCAUGGGAUUCCAGCCCAAGUUUAGCCAUGACGGCAACAUCACGCGGUGGAACCUAUCAUGACAGCUCAAAUGUAAGGGACAUGCUUCGAGCUCAAAGGCGCGCGAGAUUCAACACGGAAUCGGAGCCCGAAGACCCCAUAAGGCAAAAUAGAGCGUUUGAACUCCCGGCCUCGACCCAGCGAAUUUCAUCCAGUCGAAGAGUUGUCAGGGAGCGAGGUCCACUCUCUGAUCUGGAACAUAAAUUAUCACCACGGUACCUACAACCGGCAUACAAUGGGUACGCUUCAGAAGAAGAUGUUAGCCAGCUUGGAUCAUCGACGGUUGAUUACCGUGACUAGUGAGAUGCAGCAUUUUGAAUAAUUGACGAAGGGCAAAUUUGUAUGUAAUGAUGCUAUGAGAUAUGACAUGAGAUGGUGAACCGAUAAUGGCUUUGCAAAUUGAGUUAGUUCGAUUUCGGAUACCCUUGCUUUAUAAUAAUUGGAUUUGGCUCUGGCGUAUUUCUAGAUUUCGAGAAUAAUGUUCUAUACUAUGGUCCUCUAUCAGUCACCGAUGAGCAGCGCAAAAGAAUCAGAAGAACGAGUGAAAUGGC